Messenger RNA from Rhagoletis pomonella (apple maggot), 577 nucleotides. RefSeq lists its product as uncharacterized. Lineage: Eukaryota; Metazoa; Arthropoda; Insecta; Diptera; Tephritidae. The coding region runs from base 107 to 325 and encodes 72 amino acids. The record is from RefSeq and is a predicted model, not a curated record. The transcript has a single exon. Gene Ontology annotation, molecular function: protein binding.
UUAAUUCAACUCGCAAGUCGAUCGUUUCGUCGUUUUAGUUUACGCAAAGUUUAAUUAAAACUGCCUGCAUACGAAUCUCAAUCCCGAUUUUACGUACACCAGGAAAAUGAAAUCCUUUUCGCUGUUCACCGCAUUGGUGGUGCUCUUUGCUGCAUUCGCCACAGUGGCACAAGCAUCCUUCUGUCCUUGUGAUCUCACGCAAAAAGGACAAAUAUGCGGUUCGAAUGGCAUCACCUACAAAAAUCGCUGUGAGUUCGAGUGCACUCAGAAGGACUACAAGAAGUUGGGUCGCACGUUAAACAUCGCCAAGACGGGUGCCUGUUAAGCUUGAUGGAUAUAAAAUGGAUUGAGGAGAGCAGUGGAGGCCAUGCUUUGAUGUUUGUGACAGGUGUAUCAGAUAGUAGUAGUUAAAUGAGAUACUGGGCGUUUGGUGGUGGAAGUUGAGUUUAAGGUAAAACGGAAGGAAAUCUACAAGAAACAUUAGUUGAAUGAAGCAACGUACAAAUACAUAUUUACAUGUAUAAAUAUUUACUAUAUGAUUGGUUGUUAGAGUAAAAGAGAUUAAUCAGUAGCAGCG